AACCAGAUAGGAGUCUUCUUCCUCCCCGACCACACCGCUCCUCUCCUUCCAAGCCCUCGUCACCACCAGCCUGCUCUCAUUCCUGUGCCACCUGGAUCUCAACUGCUUGCGCUCAACAUGCUCCCCACACACUCUCGCUGCGGCGUGUGCCCGCCCAACCCGUGCAUCGCUCUCUGUCGCUUCCGCCUCAUCAUAGGUGAUGGCGUCGUCGUCCCCGCAGCAGCACACGAGGUGGCAGCAACUUUUGAUAGACAACCUUGUUGGAUAUGAUACUAUACCUACAAACAGCUUGGUGAUUUCUCCUGGUCAUGGUUAUUUAUACAACUUUGAGAUGAAGGAGCUAAAUGGUCUUAGUUAUGGCCAUGAAACACCAGAAGGUCCUACAAAAUUUGGAGCUUGGAAGAUGGUGCUACGAUUUUCAAGAGCUGCUAGCCAACGCCAAUGCAUCUCGUUUAAGAUCGUGCAUGUGACCUUUCCUCUCCUCUCCUGAUGUUAGGCCUUCACAACUUGUAUUAUGUGCGGGCAGAAAAAAUCCACUCUUUUAUAUAGCAACCACCUGCUGUUAAGACCUUUUUGACUCUAUAUCCUAAGGCUGCAAACUGUGUUCUCUAAGUAUAUGUGUAACCAGCAUCUUUUAUUGGCCCAAAAAUGUAUU
Molecule: messenger RNA, 655 nt
Organism: Zea mays
Lineage: Eukaryota; Viridiplantae; Streptophyta; Magnoliopsida; Poales; Poaceae
Exons: 4
Coding region: 200-490 (96 amino acids)
Source: RefSeq, marked validated